Oncorhynchus kisutch (coho salmon) is the source of this 2157-nucleotide messenger RNA. RefSeq names its product vesicular, overexpressed in cancer, prosurvival protein 1-like. Gene Ontology annotation, cellular component: cytoplasmic vesicle membrane. The coding region runs from base 483 to 968 and encodes 161 amino acids. Lineage: Eukaryota; Metazoa; Chordata; Actinopteri; Salmoniformes; Salmonidae. The record is from RefSeq and is a predicted model, not a curated record. The transcript is spliced from 6 exons.
GAUAGCAGUGUUCCUAGAGUUACUGUGGGGGCGUGUCGCCUUAUCAUCUUUAUGUGUGUGAAAAGAAUAGGCUAUGUUCGAUACAAUUUAUUGCAAAAGAUAAUGACAAACUCAACUGAAGAAGAGAUCAACUCCGAUUGAUUGAUGGACUGAAACCGUAUUGACCAAUGGCACCGACAGUCGACCAAACAUCGGAGUCAUGGCCGGUGGCUCACCAAACGCACUGUGGCGACAAAUGAUUUCUAAACCUGUCUGAUUAAUUUUGGACUAUCACGGUAUUUAGGUGGAGGCUACUGUCCGUGAGCGAAGUUGACAUUUCGUGAAUGAUGCCAGUUCUGUGUGGAAUCAUACUUCUGUUUUGGUUAGUGGAUGAGUGCACAGCUUCCAAGAACUACUGCUGGUAUUUUGAAGGAGGCUACCCCAUCCAUUUAAUUUCCCAGUUGUCUUGAAAGCACCAUAAAUCCAGAGAAUGCCAGACUUUGAUGACAAAGUUUGAUGACAAAAUUUGCCCACGAAGGACCGCCGCGACACCUUGCUGUUCAAGUGAGCACAGCACAACAAGAUGCCGAUCGUAUGAGGACUGUUGUGGGACACGGUGCUGUGUCCGAGCCCUCUCCAUCCAGAGACUAUGGUACUUCUGGCUGCUGCUGAUGAUGGGUGUGUUGUUCUGCUGUGGGGCGGGGUUCUUCAUCCGCAGAUGCAUGUACCCCUCCCCCCUUCCUGAAGACACCUUUAAUGUGGCAUUCGCCAGACACCCAAUGACAGCUCCAGGACUGCAGCAGGCCAGCAUGCAGAACUAUGGGGACCCAGGAGGGAUGAACCUCACCCCUACCUUCCCCUACAGCCCCCAUCCCUACCCCUCCCACUUGGCAGCACCCUACCCACACCCAACCCCAACCCCUCCUGCUUACUGCAACCUCCCUCCUCCACCCUAUGAACAGGUGCUGCAGGCCUCAGAGAAGAGGUAACCUGGAGGAAAGACAUUGGAAUUAAUGAAAUUAUUUCAAACCCUUCAGAGUUCCCAAUGCUGCCACAACUGGCAGCAGAGCGAGAGAGUUCUCUGCACAUCAAUAAGGAAGGGUCACUAUCCUACGUUUUGACUCAUGAGUAAAAAGCGAGUCUGAUAUUCUAGACUACUAGAAAUGGAAUAGCAUCUCUACAUUAAAAACAUCUCAUUAAGGGACGCUUUCCCGGACACAGAUUAACGCUGGCCCUGGACCAAAAAGCAUACAUUUAAAUAGCUUUUUAGUCCGGGACUAGGCUUAAUCUGUGUCUGAGAAACCAGCCCUGAAAGCAGCUUCAGUCUGUAUCACAAUGAAUCGGUGUCAAAGUGUUUGUUUUCACGUCACCUCUCGAAGAGACCCAACAGGAUAAAAACAGACAUGGAUUCAGAAAGAGAGGUGCUCUGUCAACAACACUGUGUCAGCUGGAAGAGCAGCAUCUAUCUGAGCACAACUCACUCAGAUCACCCACUCAGGAUACUGUAUUAUCGCCCACUGUCUGGUAUGUGUUUAAUAUCACUGCGGUUGGAGCAUUUAGUAUCUCUAGUUGAGGAACAAGUUUACUGUAGAUCAGAAGCCUGUAAUGCUGUGGACAUACUAUAGUCAUGGCAAAUCAGUUUAGCUUUGUCUCUUAAUUCAUUUUGGUGCAUGACUUUCCUCUAUAUUUUAUGCAAUUUGCUAAUGAAUUCAGGUAUAGUGUGGUCAUUGUUUAAUUUUUUAAAUUUUUAAAUUUUAUUUUUUUAAAUCACAGUAUCCUGAAUUAACAGAGGGUAAAUAUAUCACCAGCUUGCCUAAUAAAGUGAUUAGUCUGGAAAUAAAUUGUGUUCCUUCCAAAUAUUACAAGUUAAGGUCACUACAAUGCUCUUUGCCCAGAAUCCCAAUGUAAUAUGUCUUACCACAACCUUCGUGCUCCCUUUUCCCAUUCAACGGGAAUACUGAUACAUCAUGGAAGACUUUAAACCACUAGGUGUCAGUAUGAUGUUCAACAUGCAGCCAGCUGUGUUGCAGUAUGUGCUCUGGAGGCAAGCUGCUGGGCUGUACAACACAAACCAUUGAUUUUCUAUAUCACAUUAGUUCUCAUUCAUUUCCAAUGGAUUGGAUCCGUUUUGAUCUUCACCCAUUUUCUGAGUGUGCCACAUUAAAUCCUGCAAAUGGG